This is a messenger RNA of Castor canadensis (American beaver), 1715 nucleotides long. RefSeq names its product synaptophysin (gene Syp). Lineage: Eukaryota; Metazoa; Chordata; Mammalia; Rodentia; Castoridae. Gene Ontology annotation, biological process: regulation of neuronal synaptic plasticity. The record is from RefSeq and is a predicted model, not a curated record. Gene Ontology annotation, cellular component: presynaptic active zone; synaptic vesicle; synaptic vesicle membrane.
CGAGGGGCGGGGCUGUCACCGCCUGGGCUGUUCCGACGAUCGCGCGCCGCCCCCGCCGCGCCCCGCGCCCGCCCUUGAUAGCAGGCACCUCCCGCCCCCCGCAUUGCUGAUGCUGCUUCUGGCAGACAUGGACGUGGUGAAUCAGCUGGUGGCUGGGGGUCAGUUCCGGGUGGUCAAGGAGCCCCUCGGCUUUGUGAAGGUGCUGCAAUGGGUCUUUGCCAUCUUCGCCUUUGCCACAUGUGGCAGCUACAACGGGGAGCUUCGGCUGAGCGUGGAGUGUGCCAACAAGACUGAGAGUGACCUCAGCAUCAAGGUUGAAUUCGAGUACCCCUUCAGGCUGCACCAAGUGUACUUUGAUGCACCCACCUGCCGAGGGGGCACCACCAAGGUCUUCCUAGUGGGGGACUAUUCCUCAUCAGCUGAAUUCUUUGUCACUGUGGCUGUGUUUGCCUUCCUCUACUCCAUGGGGGCCCUGGCCACCUACAUCUUCCUGCAGAACAAGUACCGAGAGAACAACAAAGGGCCCAUGCUGGACUUUCUGGCUACAGCAGUGUUUGCCUUCAUGUGGCUGGUUAGCUCAUCUGCCUGGGCCAAGGGACUGUCAGAUGUGAAGAUGGCCACAGACCCAGAGAACAUAAUUAAGGAGAUGGGUGUAUGCCGCCAAACAGGGAACACAUGCAAGGAGCUGAGGGACCCUGUGACCUCGGGCCUUAACACCUCAGUGGUUUUCGGCUUCCUGAACCUGGUACUCUGGGUCGGCAACCUGUGGUUCGUGUUCAAGGAGACAGGCUGGGCCGCCCCGUUCCUGCGCGCACCUCCUGGCGCCCCCGAAAAGCAGCCAGCACCCGGGGACGCCUACGGAGAUGCCGGCUACGGGCAGGGCCCGGGCGGGUAUGGGCCCCAGGACUCCUACGGGCCCCAGGGUGGCUACCAGCCCGACUACGGGCAGCCAGCCGGCGGCGGUACCGGUGGCUACGGGCCUCAGGGCGACUAUGGCCAGCAAGGAUAUGGCCCGCAGGGUGCGCCCACCUCCUUCUCCAAUCAGAUGUAAUCUGGUCAGUGCAACCCUGGAGGACCCCAUGGGUGGGCAAGAGCUCAAGAGAAGGCCUGCCCCCUUUCCCAUCCCUAUACCCUAGGUCUCCAUCCCUCAAGCCAGGAGACCCUGUCUUUGCUGUUUAUAUAUAUAUAUAUUAUAUAUAAAUAUCUAUUUAUCUGUCUGAGCCCUGCCCUCUCCCACACCCCUCAUGCACUAGGGGCCCAGUCUUGAAUGGGCUCCUCCCUUACCCCUACCUAUUCCCUUGCAUCCCUCAGCCCCUCUCUGUUCCCCGGCCCUGUCCCCUGAGGUUAGGGGGCGCUGGAAAGGGGACAGGGAGGAGACCAGACCUUGGCUGUGUGGGGAGGGUGGGCGUGACUUCAGACUCUCUCCCCUCUCUCCCUCCCCUCCUCCUAACUCUGGCCUAGGUUCCUCCAGCGAUGUCUGAACAGAGGUUAUGAAGGGAAAUUCAACUCCAGGGUGGGAGAAAGGCAGAUUGGAGGCACUUAGGGUAAAGAGGGCAGCUUCACACCCAAGGUGGUCUUGAAGGGAAGCUCUGGAGUGUCCAGAGGCAGGGGGUUGGGUUCCAAACAUACUGGAUCUAGAGCCUAAAGGAAAGGAGUGCCUGAAGUAUUCUGGGCUUAAAAGGGGGCUGUAGGCAUGGCUCUAGAAAGGGGCUUUA